Molecule: messenger RNA, 1725 nt
Organism: Pestalotiopsis fici W106-1
Lineage: Eukaryota; Fungi; Ascomycota; Sordariomycetes; Amphisphaeriales; Sporocadaceae
Exons: 5
Coding region: 1-1725 (574 amino acids)
Biological process (GO): carotene catabolic process
Molecular function (GO): carotenoid dioxygenase activity
Source: RefSeq, a predicted model, not a curated record
AUGGAAAACUCUACUAUUGCCAAAGACACCUCCUUAGACGAGAGCAAACGCUAUAACAACUAUUUCGUGCCGGAAGGAGACCUCAAGUAUGUUCCCCCAUACUUUCGAGAUACACCCGAAACCGUCGACGAAGUGACUUGUCCGACACGAGGGGAAUGGCCAUCAUGGCUGACUGGUACAUUCAUGAGGAUCGGAGCUGGACGAUUUACCAUACCACUCUCUGAAGAUGGUUCAAAGCCCAAUGCUGUUUUGCAGCAUUUCUUCGAUGGUCUGGGUAUUCUUCAUAAGUUUCGUAUGGAUAAUGGACAAGUACACUAUUCCAGCAGACACACUGCGGAGGGAAUAGUGAGAAGAGCCAAAAGGGACGGAUAUGUCUCAACUGGAAUGUUUGGGCUAAAUGCCAACACGCCGCUCAAAGAGGCUCAAGACCCUUGUUCGGCACUGUUGGGCGCACAACAAUCGCUCUUCCUACCAAAGGGCCAUUUGGCUCCGGAUGAGAUGAAUGUCAAUGUGACGCCGCGAAGAGGCAUGCAUCUUCCCCAAGACGCCAACCCCCACUCGAGAGGCACCGCGUCCGAGAACCCCGAGACGGAGGAGCUGCUCGUCCAUACCGACUUUAACGCGCUGCAGGUCUGCGACGCAAAGACGCUCGCGCCCAAGCGGCUGCUCACGUACGCCGAGAUCGAUCCCGAGCUUGCGGGUUUUGGCAUUUGUGCCCAUCCGCCCAAAGACCGCGUUCGCGGUCACACUUUCAACUACAUCAUCAGCAACCAGGGCGUCUUGUCCAUUUUUGCUCUGGACAUCAGGGCCAAGCCGGCCAAGCUGCUUUGGAAGACUGCACUGCCAUGCCCGCCCUGCUACAUUCAUUCACUUGCCAUGACAGACAAAUACGUCGUCUUCAUCAGAAAUCCUAUCCACAUGGAUGUAAGCGAUACGACGAAGCAGCUCGCUCAAAUGCUCGAGUAUGAACCGGAGUCCCCGACACAAUUCUUUGUCCUCGACAAGGAGACUGGUGAACAUAUAUCAACCUUUAGUGGAAAUGGCUUCAUGUUCUUUCACUCUGUCAACGCAUAUGACUACGUGGACCCGGCCACUUGCGAGGUCAACAUUCACGUAGACCUCUGCAGCUACCAGGGGACCUACAUACCGUACCGAGAGUACAACCUGAGCAACAUCGUCGACCCGGCCGGGCCUUUCCAAGACGGUACGCUUGUGCGGUACGAGCUAUGCAAUGUAUCGACGCAGGGACUGAAGGAGAAGCCCGGCCGCGUCACUACCAAGGCCGCCAUCCCGGGCGUCGCGGCCGAGCUGCCGCGCAUCGCCAAGGCAGCAUCCAUGCGGCCUGGGUAUCGCUAUGUCUACUUCACGGCCGGCAACGGUGGCGCCUCCCCUGGCACCGAGGUUCCUAUUGGCCGGCUGGGCAAUGGACUCAAGGUCGUCCAAGCCGCCUUCUUUGGCAGUCUCGCCAAGUCGGACUGGGAGACGGGGACAUUUGUCCGGUGGCAGCCCGAGAAUGGGGAGAGUUGCCCCUGCGAGCCCAUCUUUGUCGGCAGGCCCGGGGCCACGGAAGAGGACGACGGGAUCGUUCUGACUAUUGUCGUCAACAAACAGGGUACGAGGAGUAUACUAAUUGCUCUGGACGGCAGGACCUUCAAGGAGGUCGCCAGGGCGGAGAUGCCGCAGGUGUACGGCAUGGGUCCUCACGGUUCCUUUAUUGAGGGCUGA